CAGCCCCCUUUUCGAGACUUACUUGGCGCGCCUGGAGAGUCAGAUUGGGCGCCAGGAGGCGGAAAUACGUAAGGGCGGGUUCCGGUGACCGCGCAGACGUCGAAGGCGGCCGAAUGGAGGAGGUGCCUCAGGGCUGUCCCGGGACCGGCAGCGCCCAGGCGGGCCGAGGGGCCUCAUGUCAGGGCUGCCCCAACCAGCGGCUCUGCGCUUCCGGAGCCGGCGCGGCUCCCGACCCAGCCAUAGAAGAAAUCAAAGAAAAAAUGAAGACCGUGAAACACAAGAUCUUGGUGUUAUCUGGGAAAGGUGGUGUUGGAAAAAGCACAUUCAGUGCCCACCUUGCCCACGGCCUAGCAGAGGAUGAAAACACGCAGGUUGCUCUUCUGGACAUUGAUAUAUGUGGGCCAUCGAUUCCCAAGAUAAUGGGCUUGGAAGGAGAACAGGUUCACCAGAGCGGCUCGGGCUGGUCUCCAGUGUUCGUGGAAGACAAUCUGGGGGUGAUGUCGGUUGGUUUCUUGCUCAGCAGUCCUGAUGAUGCCGUUAUCUGGAGGGGACCAAAGAAAAAUGGCAUGAUCAAGCAGUUCCUUCGUGACGUGGACUGGGGAGAGGUUGACUACCUCAUCGUGGACACUCCUCCUGGCACGUCGGAUGAACAUCUCUCGGCUGUCCAGUACCUGUCGUCGACACACAUCGAUGGGGCGGUGAUCAUCACCACUCCCCAGGAGGUGUCCCUCCAAGAUGUCCGGAAAGAAAUCAACUUCUGCCACAAGGUGAAGCUGCCCAUCAUCGGAGUGGUGGAGAACAUGAGUGGCUUCAUCUGCCCCAAGUGCAAGAAGGAAUCUCAGAUAUUCCCACCAACGACAGGGGGUGCAGAAGUCAUGUGCCAGAAUCUGAAGAUCCCGCUCCUUGGAAAAGUGCCUCUGGAUCCACACAUAGGUAAGAGUUGCGAUAAAGGACAGUCUUUUCUGAUUGACGCUCCGGAUUCCCCAGCCACUUUAGCCUACAGAAGUAUCAUUCAAAGAAUCCAGGAGUUCUGUGGUCGCCAUCUGCCAGAAGAAGGGCACCUCAUCAGUUCCUGAAACAUGAGAGUGUUCAGGACACGAGCCGACCCCGCAGCCCGGCCCAAGCAGCCUGGGGACACGGGCAGAAAGGGACCAGACGCUGGUAGGGCGUGAAGUCACUUUUUCAGAGACGCUUUAAUUGUCGUGUUCAUACACUGUCAGCAUACAUAAAGGCAAGAAUAAAAACGUCUCGGGCCUCUCCCCUGAGGCCUACUUCCGGCAGGAAACCAACGGCUUAUUGGUCAGGGAAUUCUUCUCUGCUGAAGCUUAUUUAAGAACAGAACCUCUUGCUUCAGCCACUGCAGGCUCAGAAGAGAAGCCUAAAAAAGAACCAGAGGGAUGGAUGUGUGGCUUCAUUGCAAAAUCCAGUCAUGGUUUUAAAUAACAGUCCAAACGCCAUUGCUUCAGAUUGAGAGGAAAAGUGAAAAUAGUCCCAAAAAGCCCAUAAAUCACCCAUGUAAACAGAACGGGGGUCUGUGCCCCGUGCAGUAAUAUAUGUGCAAUGUCCAGUAAUUUCCAGUGUCCUCCAAGACCAUUUAUGGGGUAUUUUUUUUUUUUUUUAAUUACGUAAAAGUGAAGUAAAUUCUAGAAUUCUCCUCAUUGCCGGGAGAUGUGCAGGAACUGGCACCAAUGAGGGAAGAGGUGAUUCCCAAGUUCCAGCUCCCUCUGGGCAGCUGUGGAGAGUUGGGCAAAUCCCGUUGUUCUCUCCCCCCAUUCCUGCCCCGUCCCUCGUGCCUGCACACAGGGUGGAGUUUGCACCCCUUCCACGUGAGCCAAGGGAGGGGGCCAUGGAGCCCUGGGAUGACCCCCUACCCUGGCUGGCUCCCACCUCGAUCUCACCUCUUACCUAAUGCUUGUGAAUCUCCAGCCCCUCCAGGCCAGGCUUCUGGAAGUCACCCGGGCCAGCCUGCAAGAAGAUAAGUCCACUGUGGCUUUGUCCCCACACAUGAGGGGCCUGAUUCUGCUGAUUCAAGAGCCAGAGCAAACCCACAACAUAACCAAAAACCUGCAGGGCUCAUUGCUCAAUCAAGGUCUUGGCAGAAAGCAGCACUGUUCAAAUUUUAAGAUGGGUCAAACCAUUUUAAGAGGAGCUGGUCAAAUUUAAAAGAUCUUAUGCUUCUAGAAAUAUAUGCUAGGUUAAAAUUGUGUGUGUGUGGUACUUAAUCCUGUAGUUUUAAAAUCACUUAAAGCUAAUAGUGGCAGUCACAAAAGGACCAGUACUGCAGGAUUUGACUUCCGUGAAGUUCCCAAAGGAGUCAGGUUCAGAGAGCCAAAUAGAUGGUGGGAGGGGAGGCUGGGACUUACUGUGUCAUGGGGACAGAACCUCAGUUUGGGGAGAUGAGAAAGUUCUGGAGAUGGAUGGUGGUGAUGGCUGCAUGACAGUGCGAAUAUACUUACCACCACUGAUCUGUA
This is a messenger RNA of Canis lupus familiaris (dog), 2471 nucleotides long. It is a transcript of the gene NUBP1, whose product is annotated as nucleotide binding protein 1. The record is from RefSeq and is a predicted model, not a curated record. Bases 114 to 1076 code for a protein of 320 amino acids. Gene Ontology annotation, biological process: iron-sulfur cluster assembly. The transcript is spliced from 11 exons. Lineage: Eukaryota; Metazoa; Chordata; Mammalia; Carnivora; Canidae. Gene Ontology annotation, cellular component: cytosol. Gene Ontology annotation, molecular function: ATP-dependent FeS chaperone activity; ATP binding; 4 iron, 4 sulfur cluster binding.